This is a messenger RNA of Lutzomyia longipalpis, 4671 nucleotides long. RefSeq names its product sodium-coupled monocarboxylate transporter 2-like. The transcript has 9 exons. The record is from RefSeq and is a predicted model, not a curated record. Gene Ontology annotation, cellular component: membrane. Gene Ontology annotation, molecular function: symporter activity. Gene Ontology annotation, biological process: transmembrane transport; sodium ion transport. NCBI's taxonomy places the organism in Eukaryota, Metazoa, Arthropoda, Insecta, Diptera, Psychodidae. Bases 1 to 2028 code for a protein of 675 amino acids.
AUGAGGCAUCUUCUACCGACACUGAUGUGCCUCUGCCUGGCUGUGGCAGCUCCACCAGAUGAGAAUUUGCCCACCACGAGAGAAACCACCUUCCAGGACACAACUACAGAGCUCCUGAGUAAAGGACUUGACACCACUACGGGGUUGUUCUCAACUGAACUGCUUGACACAACUACGAAUCCGCCGGAGAAUGAGUGGCCUGAAUGUGGAAGUCCGGAGAUGGUGAAGCACUCAGAUUUCACAGUUUGGGACUACUCCGUGGUCAUUGGGAUGCUGGUGGUGUCGUUGGGUAUUGGAGUCUUCUACGGGUUCUGCGUGCGCGAUGAGGGUUCAUCUGAGGACUUCCUCCUUGGCUCGGGAAUGUCCCUCGGUCCUGUAGCGCUGAGUCUCUGCACCAGCUUCAUCACGGCCAUUGAACUUCUCGGCAAUCCCGCUGAGAUGUUCUUCAAUGGCACCCAAUUCGCCCUGAUCGUCCUCUCGAUGGUUCUUGUCCUGCCCAUGGCUGUGAAAAUCUUCUAUCCCAUCUACUUCAAGAUGCAGCUCACGAGUUGCUAUGAAUACCUCGGGAUUCGCUUUGGGAAACGUCUCCGGAUAUUCGGGGCGAUUCUCUACAUCAUUCAGAUGUCUUUCUACACCUCUGUGGCUGUGCUGGCGCCGGCUAUUGCCCUCUCAAAAGCCACUGGCCUCGAUACGCGGCUUGCUGUGGGGCUCAUCUACCUCGUUUGCGUCUUCUAUGCCUCUCAGGGAGGGAUGAAGGCCGUCGUAAUCGCCGACACAUUCCAGGCAUGUAUUCUGGCGCUUUCCCUCGUUCUCGUUGUGAUUCUUGGCUAUUUCUAUUCGGGCACCUUCAGCGAGGUGUUCGAGGCAGCCUCAAAAGGCGACAGACUUGAAUGGGCGAACUUUAGCGUGAAUCCCACAACGAGGCACACGGUCUUUAGUGUGGUCAUCGGUGGAUUCUUCUACUGGACCUCAAUGUUCUGCACAAAUCAGGCAUCAGUGCAGAAAUGCAUGUCCCUGAAAAAGCUCAGCAGGGCAAAAUCUGCCAUUUAUGUAGCUGUUCUCGGACUGAUUGUGGUCUUUGUCAUCAACUUCUACACGGGCUUGAUGGUCUACACCCACUACUCCACGUGCAAUCCACUCCGCGCGGGUGAAAUCACAGCACAGGAUCAACUUCUACCCCAUUACAUCAUGGACGUGUACAAUGGAAUUAAAUUCAUGAGUGGCAUUUUUGUGGCUGGCAUUUUUGCAGCAAGUCUCGGGACUGUGGCAGCUGCUCUCAAUUCCCUUGCGACUGUGACGUGCGAAGACAUCCUGGUGGCGGGAAUGAAUAUAAAAAUCAGCGCUGACAAAGGAGCUCUCUACGCCAAGUGGUUGUCUUUGGGCUUUGGUGUAUUUUCCUUCGUGCUGGUGUUUAUUGUGGAAAAACUCGGUGGAAUUCUCCAAGCCACCCUCACCCUCAAUGGUCUUAUCGGGGGCAUCACACUGGGUCUCUUCCUGCUUGGAAUCCUCUUCGAGCGAGCCAACUGCACGGGUGCCUUCUACGGUGGUAUCACGUCCCUCGUGGUUAUCCUCUAUGUGGGCAUCAUGGCACAGCUGACCAACCAGGAUGUGGUGCCUCUACCCACAUCCAUGGAAUCCUGCGAGUGCUUCCUCAAUACGACGGAUACAGCCAUGGAUGCAGUGCCUGGGGGUAGUGGGACACAGGAUGAAGAUUCAGGGUUCCCACUGUUCCGCAUUAGCUACAUGUGGUACUCCUUCCUGGGCAUGGCCCUCACACUCGUUCUGAGCCUCAUCUUUUCGUGGGUGAGCGACACCAUGCAGAGGCGGCGCAUCCUGAAAAUCACGAGCCCAUCACAGCUAACAAAUGACUUGCACAGCUCUGGCAGCAUCUCCAUCGCCGUUCAUCCACCCACCGUGAUUGAUGGAAGUAAUCUCGAACCAACGAAGGCUUCCUCACUCGACAAUCCACAAUUCGCCCAUCGAUUCGUUGGCAUUGACAAUAAGGCACUCAAAUUGGAUGAGGGGUAAAAGGAGCAGCAGAAAUAUCCCUUCUUCCACACACAGUAAGUUCCUGCCUCCCUGUGGAAGUUUUACAAGUAAGAAGAAAAAAAGAGCUUUGAUUUGAGGAAAAUUCCCACACUCCUUUGGGAUAUUGCGAUGAAGACGAGAGAGAGAGAGAGAGGAGUUGGCGAAAGACGCAGUGCUAUUAAUUCUAAAUUAAGUUUUAAGUCUGAUAACGAGGCAAACUUUUUUUAUACUCUGUUUUCCAUACACUCACGACAAAGUCGAUAGAAUAAGUUUUGUAAAAGAAGAGACGAUGAAGGUAACUUUAUGGGAGACGAUGGUGAAAAGGAGCGAUAAGAGAAACUUCCAAGGGGUCUAUUGCACUGAAAAACUUUUUUUUUUAUAGAAAAUAGUUGAGAUUCGCAAAACUGCUAGAAAAUUAUUUUCUUUAGGACUGAUUGUGAAUUUAGUGGCGAUAAACAGUGGGAUUUAAAAUAAAACUGCUAGAAUUUAUCAAUUCGCUAUGUAUUUGUGAUUUUUUUUAAAUCUUUUAUUUAUCGUCAACUCUUUUGGAGCUAUUGGUUGUUCUUUAACUGAUAGUUUAUCAAUACAAGAUAUUAUUUUAAAAACUGCUAGAAUUAUGAGAAAUCGGUUGAGAUUCGCAAAACUGCUAGAACAUUAAUUUCUUGAGGACUGAUUAUGAAUUUAGUGGCGAUAUACAUACAAUGGCUAAGAAAAUACAAUACCAACGCUUUAACAGAUUUAAAAUGAAACUGCUAGAAUUUAUUGAUCCGCUAUGUAUUUAUGAUUUUAUUUAAAAACCUUUUAUUUAUCAUCAACCCUUUGAGGGCCAUUGGUUGUCCUUUAACUGAUAGUUCAAAAUAAUAUUUUAAAAACUGCUAGAUUUUUCUGGGUUGCUCUUCCUUUUUAUUAUUAAGAAGUUGUAUUUACCUUUGCAAUUCAUUUUGUAAUUAUCUAUGAUAACUUUCCAGCAGUCGUUUAAUAUAUUUUCUAGCAGUUUCAUAAAAAAUCCGCUUUUUGUUGUUUUUGUCAAAUCAUAUACAAACAUUUUCAAGCAAGACAUUAAAACUUUUAGCAGUUUUCGCUAUAAACAAGAAGUGCAAUAACUAUUUUUUAACAAAUAAUUUUGAUCUGUUUUAUAGAGAAGCGUUUCAAAAUAAAGAAGAAUUUUAGUGCUAAAAAACAUGAAUAAAAAACAAAAUUGAAAAUUUCUAGCAGUUUUGUGAAUUUUUUCAAACAUUAAAAAAUGUCGAGAAAGUUGCAAACCCCUCGAAAGUUUCCUCCAACCACUUGAGAGAAAAUGCGAAACAUCAUUAUUUUAAAAUUACUUUUUACCGGAAAAUCACAUCAAUAUUAUGUUUAUAUAAAUUUUCUGGGAAAACUUGAGCAAUUUCUGCAACAUUUUCACACAUUCAGGGAUUUAAUCUAAAUAGUUUCCUUCAUAAUUUUCCCGUCUUACUCUCGCAGGAUGAAAGUUCUGUUGUGUGUAUGUGUGUGUUUUGACAAAAUUGAAGUCAACAAUGGCAAUUAUUAAAUUUUAAUUCAUUUGCUCUUGUGUGAAAAUGCUUGAGGACUUGAGAGAUGAGCGUCAAAGUUGUAAAUCUCUUCGUGAAACAGAUGGUGUUGGAAGAUUUCCGCACAUAGACGCUCUUCCGGGGAAAUAGGGGGUGAAUGUAGUGGUGGACUCUUGAGCGAGGAGCGAGGAGGGAUUAAAUUAAAUUUCAUUGGUGAGGAAGUGUGAUGAUAGUUGUUGCUGAACUUGAUAGUUUUAUUGAGGAAAUUUGUGCAAGUUUGCUCUUUCAUUGCUUAAUUCGUGUGCAAUGUGCUUCCCCCUUCGCACAAAACUAACUUGAGGUUCACCUUUUCAUGUUUUAGAGAAGUUUAAAAAAAAAACAUUAAAAGAAUUGAGGUUGAAAAAUUAUUUUCUCAUGCUGAUGGUUUUCCCCCAUUGUCUCUAUCAGUGAUGUUGUUUUUGCUCUACCCUAGAGUGAAUGCACUUCUAAUUAGAAAAUGUUUAAAAUUAAAAGAAAAGUUUUGAAGUUUUUUUUUUCUUUUUCUUUUUGGAAAUAAAUCACCGAUUUAAGAGUCAUGAAAGUUUCUUUAUUUGUUCUUUGCUCUCUACAAGUCUCAAAAGUUCUCUAACAGAAUAUUUUAUUGCAUUUAGAAUGGCUUGAGUGUGUGUCUCUAUUUAUCUCCAAUAUACUGUGCUUGUUUGAUGGGAAGUUCUAUGAAAGUUUGCUUACCAUUUGCUUUACAUUUUAAUUAUUUAUUCAAUCCACUUGACAUUCCACUAAAAAUUCUACAUUAAGAACAUUCUACGAGUAGAUUUUUUUUUAGUAAAUUAAGAGAAAUAUAAUUAAGAAAAAUUUCUACAUCUUGCCUCACAAUAAAACAGGAACAUCGAAUUUGAGAACCAAAAAUUUAUUUUUUUUCUUAUACACCUUUUAGUAUGUAAAUUAGUCCUUAAAAACUAAUAUAAAAAGUUCAAAAGGACAAUAAAGAACAAUUUAGUAUUUAUAAGAAGAAACUUAAUCAAUUUACAAUUUGAUGAAACUUAUAGUACACUACAUGACGUAUACAAGGAAUAUUUAACUGUAUAAGUUUAUGGCCUAACUGAACUAAUAAACUCUGAAAAUAUACAAAAAA